Akanthomyces muscarius is the source of this 1782-nucleotide messenger RNA. RefSeq lists its product as uncharacterized. NCBI's taxonomy places the organism in Eukaryota, Fungi, Ascomycota, Sordariomycetes, Hypocreales, Cordycipitaceae. The transcript has a single exon. Gene Ontology annotation, biological process: proteolysis. The record is from RefSeq and is a predicted model, not a curated record. Gene Ontology annotation, cellular component: fungal-type vacuole. The coding region runs from base 1 to 1782 and encodes 593 amino acids. Gene Ontology annotation, molecular function: serine-type carboxypeptidase activity.
AUGCACAUUAUUUUCAGCACAGUCGCCAUGCGUCGACUUCUUUCUCUCCAAGUGUGGCUUUGCCUCGGGGCCAUCGGCGCCUCCCAAUUCGUUGUGCCUCCCGCCGAUCUCAUAACAGUGACGGGGCAUGCAGACGUACCGAUCCGGUACAAGCAGGUGCCGACUGGUAUUUGCGAGUUGAACCCCAACGUCAAAAGCUUUUCUGGAUAUGCAGACGUGGACAAAGACCAACAUAUCUUUUUCUGGUUCUUUGAGGCACGCGAGAUUGACCCGCGCGAUGCGCCUCUCACUGUUUGGGUUGACGGCGGACCAGGUUCGUCUUCUAUGAUCGGCCUGUUUGAACAACUCGGUCCGUGUCGUGUCGACUAUUUCGGCAAGCUCUAUGAAAAUCCUUACUCUUGGUCCAGACGAAGCAACAUGCUGUUCAUUGAUCAACCGACCCAGGUUGGCUUCUCAUACUCGACUGCUGUACCAGGUACAAUGGAUGCCGACUCUGGAGAAAUUUCUGUGCUUCAGGACAGCAUUUGUCCUUUGAGGCCAAACGGAACGUGCGGUACCUGGUCGCUUCCAUCCGUCAAAUUGACGGCCAAUUCGACUGUGAACGCUGCACCGAAUGUGUGGAAGACACUGCAGGGUUUUAUGGGCGCCUUUCCGCAAUAUUCGCGAGACGGCCUUCACUUGGCAACCGAUUCUUACGGCGGUCACUAUGGGCCAGUCUUCAGCGAUUACUUUAUAAAGCAAAACAAAGAAAACAUUGCAGACGCUGUAAAUAUUAGCCUAUACAGUGUUCUCAUUGGGAAUGGCUGGGUGGACCCUGUCAUACAGUUCCAAGCCUAUUACAACUUCACCGUCUCGCCAGGCAACACCUAUGAUCUUUCAUUCUAUAACACAUCCAUUCAGCAGAAGCUUUAUGACAACCUAUACGGGAAAGGGAACUGCGUCGAUAGACUUCAAACGUGCGAAAAAUAUGGCGAUGAUAAUCAGUGUGCCACAGCGGAUAGUUUUUGCAUCUCAAAUGUCCAGUCAUUCCUGGAUAACUACGCGAAUCGAGAUGAGCAUGAUGUUAGAAUGCUGAUGCCAGAUCCGUUUCCAUACCCGUUCUACAUCGAAUACCUCAACAGAGCCGAUGUGCAGGCCGCCAUUGGCGCUUUCACAAACUUCACCAUAUCAAGCGCCGUGGUCAGUGAUGCUUUCUCUUUGACGGGCGACGAUGGACGGGAGGUGGGCGCUAUUCAGGCGCUCCGCGACUUGCUCCACCACGACAUCUCGGUCGCGCUGUAUGCGGGCGACGCCGAUUAUGAUUGCAACUGGCUCGGGGUGCAGAAGAUUGCAGACAUCAUUAAUGUACCAGGGUGGCAGGAGGCAGGCUUUGCUGACCUCGUCACCAGCGAUGGCCAAUUUCAUGCUCAAGUCAAGCAGGUCCGCAAAUUUAGCUUCACACGCUUCUUCGAGGCCGGUCACGAAGUACCCUUCUACCAGCCGCUAGCCUCAUUGGAGCUUUUCGAGCGAGUCAUAGGUGCCAGGGACAUUGCCACGGGCAGGAUUGACACGAGCAAGGAUCGCUAUUAUCGCACCCAAGGGCCGUUGCAAAGCACAUACCGAGAGGGAAACUCGACCGUGCAACGCGACGUGACGCCGUCAAACUUGACAUACAAUGUCUUUACUAAUAUUCCAGGUGCGCCGUGGGGCCAACGAGCCGACCAGACGGAAAAAUUGCGCAAAAGAAUGCCCAGAUAUACUAAGAGCUACUAUAAGCCCAAGUAUAUGGCAGAUCGCACUUGA